CCCCCUCUCUGCCUCGCACGUUUUCACCUUCUGUUGACGGCUAACGGUGGAGCCAUGUCUGUUUUUCUGAGGAAAAUCCGGCGCAGCGACCCGGCGGCCGCCGGCGUGCUGGAGAGGGCAGACUUCCACACUGACUCAGAGAUCCAGUCACUGACUCGAGAGGACCUCCACGAGCUGUUUCCAGGUCCCGAGAAACUCAAGCUUAGGAAGAACAUCUAUGAAAUGAUACACAAACAGCAGCCUAUUAAUCUGCUUCUGAAAGAACUCCAAGGUUUCAUCCCACAUGAUUCUCUCAGGGCUGCUCUGUCUCCAGACGGGGUCUUGGUGGACUACCUUCACCUCCUAAAGGACAUGAAGUCUCAAGUACAUCAAGUGCAGAGUUUCCUUGAGGCUCAUAUUGGAUUACUGGAGGACGCCAGAGAGGCUCUGGCAGACCAGGAACCUGACAGAGAUGUUUUGGCAGGCUCAAGCACCUCCACCCUCUGUGCUCCAGUGGAGCCCCAUCACAUCCCAGCUGAUAACCAUCCAUAUGCAGCACAAGUGAUGUACCAAAUGGUUGUCAGUGGUAACACCUUUGAUGCCCAUCUUCAGUUGAUGGCCAAAGUCCAGGCCCAGGUUCAGGACCGGGUUCAGCUCAUCUCCUGCUGUCAGGAUGGCCACAUCAUCAUUGUCUUCUGCCGAAUCGGCUCGCAUGCCGGGGCAGAAAUUGAUGCAGCCAUGACUAAUUUAACAGACGGAGUCCCCGUCAUUCUGGUGCUGAUGCACCACGCGCACAAGGCCGGGCACACGGCGGUGAGAGCCUGGACGCGUCAUGUCAACGUUGUGUUGUACGCCAGCGUUUUCUACCACGAGACGGCCCGCGGGCUGCUGAGGUGUCGGGAGAAUUCCGCCGCCAUCUCUCAGAUUAUCCGCCAACUGCUGGAGUACGGCGUUGACAAAAGUAAAUGGGAUGUGGACGGUGACUGCGACGGCGGCGGCGAGGGUAACGGCGGGGGCAGCGAGUGCGGUCCCAGGCUGUUCAACAGCGAUAGCAGCAGCAGCAGCAGCACCAGCAGCGAGAGUGAGAGCAAAAGCAUCUGGGAGGGUGGGGAUUAGAGGUGGUAUAGCAAUUAUCAACUGAAUUGAACCUUUUAUCCAAAUGAAGUUUGCCUGUUGCUGAUGUAAUGAAUAUUAACUUUUUAAAGAAGAUAUAAAGCUUUUUUUAUCCAUACUUGGUAUACUCUAACUCUUUUUCACUUCCAUUUUAUUAUUAUUAUUUAUUCAUGUAUGUGUGAUAACUUGUGUGAUUGUGUUUGUUACCGGACACCUGAAUUUCUCUUAAGGGUGGUUAAUAAAGUUUUCAUCUAUCUAUCUAUCUAUCUA
This is a messenger RNA of Menidia menidia (Atlantic silverside), 1362 nucleotides long. Lineage: Eukaryota; Metazoa; Chordata; Actinopteri; Atheriniformes; Atherinopsidae. The record is from the annotation of a GenBank genome assembly.